Xenopus laevis (African clawed frog) is the source of this 1322-nucleotide messenger RNA. RefSeq names its product cathepsin W (gene ctsw.2.L). The transcript is spliced from 11 exons. The record is from RefSeq and is a predicted model, not a curated record. The coding region runs from base 209 to 1201 and encodes 330 amino acids. Lineage: Eukaryota; Metazoa; Chordata; Amphibia; Anura; Pipidae.
UGUGUGUUGGUGUGUAUUUGGUUUCCUCUUGUCAUAUCCUUUGUUGCUAAUGUAUCAUAGCUGUGCUGUCCUCACUGAUUAACUCUCCUACUGUUUCUCUUAAGCAUUCUUUUUACUAAGCACAAAUAUAUUGUUGACAUCGGCAACAUACUUGUGCGUGCUUGCAUCUGUUCUUUUAUAGUGGCUGCCUAUUCACUUGAACUUCAACAUGUCACUGUUCCUUGCUCUUUUUGCUCUCAGUGGCACAUUCCUGGACACAGUACAAGGGACUUUGGAAAUGAUGCAAUUUAAGAAUUUCAUUGCACAAUUUAACAAGACCUAUGCAAGUAACGAAGAAUUUAAGCAUCGAUUUCUCAUAUUUCAAAGGAAUAUGGAAGAGGCAAAGCAUCUGCAGAGAGAAGAACGUGGAACUGCACAGUAUGGCGUCACAAAGUUCAGUGAUCUUACAGAUGAAGAAUUCUUGAGAUGCAGACUUGACCACAGAGCGUAUUUUGAGAGCCAAUCAUUUUUGAGACAAGUGACAGAAAAAGAUGCACCUCUGAAAACAUGUGACUGGCGUAAAAAAGGAGUCAUUUCAGCGGCCAAAAACCAGGGAUCCUGCUGUUCUUGUUGGGCCUUUGCUGCUGUGGGUAACAUUGAAGCACAAUGGGGAAUUCAAGGAACUGCAAAGAAUUUAUCAGUGCAGCAACUGGUAGACUGCUGCAAAUCUACAUGUGGAUGCAAAGGAGGAUACCCAUGGAAUGCAUUUAUGACUGUUAUAAAACUAGGUGGAUUAACAGGUGAAGAUAAAUAUAAAUAUACAGGAAAAAAGGGCACGUGCAAAAACAAUCUGAAACCUGAAGCAACUAUUCAAGACUUGGUGAUUCUUGAACGAAAUGAGACAGUGAUUUGCUCUCAUGUAUCCUACAAAGGAACAGUUACUGUGGCUAUUAACCAAGCUUUACUCAAACAAUAUAUAAAAGGAGUUAUUGACCCUCGUCCUGAGAACUGUCAUCAUCACAAAGUGGACCAUGUUGUGUUAAUUGUGGGUUUCUCCAGAGAGAGAAAGUACUGGAUUUUGAAAAACAGCUGGGGUGACAAUUGGGGAGAAAAAGGUUUUUUCAGGUUGCGUCUUGGCUCAAAUGCUUGUGGCAUUGCUGAAUACCCAGUUUCUGCCAUUGUGAAUACCGGGACAUUCAAAAGACACCUUUGUCCACCUUAAAAUCACAUCUCUUUUCCUGCUUGCAUGGUAGAUCGUGGGAUACCGUGGGAUUUGUUUUCACAGCUAUGAAACAUAUGAAGAUGUCUACCUAUGAAACUAAUAAAAAUAUUGUCUUAUAAGA